AUGGCAGAAUUGGAAACGAUGGAUGAACAACCGAAGGCUCUGAUACCACUUGUAACAGCUUUCAAGUGUUAUAGGAUUUUGUUAAAUCCUGUGACUGAGUGGGUCAAGUUGGGCCAACAAGAUCAGCUGGGCCUUGGUUCAGUGUAUUCCAUUGCUGAGAAGAAGAGUUUUAUUAAAGAAUCACGUAAAACAAUAUUUGAUCGUAGUACAGAUAAGAAGACGAAGAGGUUUUUUCGAGAGCCACAUGUGGUUUCAGAUACUUCCUUACUUCUGAGCUCUCUCCCAAGUUCAGUUGAAGCAGCUUUAUCCUUUACCUCUGAUCAUGGAAAACGAGACUUAACGUUUGAGUGGAUAAAUGCUGAGACCAGGCAAUGUUGUAUAAACUGUAACGAACUCUCUCAGGAUGGUUCAGAGCUAUUGACUGCCAGCACAACAUUUGAAACUUCUGGAUCAAGUUAUAUUUGCAAGCGAAGGAAGCUCCUGAAAAAUUCUGUGGUUAUUUUUCCUCUUGAGGCGGAAGUUAAUGUAGUACCUGUAUUUGCAGUUAAGAAUGGUCCUUCAGACAUUCAAAUUGAGGAUACAAUUGAUGAUGGAACUGGUGCUCCUCUCUCUGCAGAGAAAUCAGUUUUUGAGUUUAAUAGUGCUAAUGCUUCUAUCCUCAAUUCACACAAGUUUAGCAAGAGUCCUUGUUCAAAAUUUAAAUUCUCUAUUAAACCUGAUGUGAAUACUAAAUCAAAGUUUCUUAGCUUUGGUAAAGAUCUUAGAUCUGACUGCUCUUUACGGGAACCGGAUACACAAGUUGGCUCUGUUAUCAAAACUGAUGAGGCUAAUCACAUUAUAGAGAGCCUUAAUCAUGAUAUUCAGGUUAAUGUAGCACCUGUAUUUGCAGUUAAGAAUGGUCCUUCAGGCAUUCAAGUUGAGGAUACAAUUGAUGAUAGAACUGGUGCUCCUCCUCUCUCUGAAGAGAAAUCAGUUUUUGAGUUUAAUAGUGCUAAUGCUUCUAUCCUCAAUUCACACAAGUUUAGCAAGAGUCCUUGUUCAAAAUUUAAAUUCUCUAUUAAACCAUACGUGAACACUAAAUCGAAGUUUGUUAGCUCUGGUAAAGAUCUUAUAUCUGACUGCUCUUUACGGGAACAGGAUAUACAAGUUGGUUCUGUUAUCAAAACUAAUGAGGCUAAUCACAUUAUAGAGAGCCUUAAUCAUGAUAUUCAGGAUGCUAAGGUUUCAAAUGAAGAAGAACUCUUUCUCAAAGACCUAUGCAUUUCUGUACUAAGAAGUAAUGGAUUGCUUGAACCUGUUUGUCCUAAAAUAAGUUGUGCUUCUACAGAUAUUCUGGGAAUUGGUAGUGAUAGAGGCUAUACCCAGUCUUGUAAGCAAUGCAGUUUUUCAGAAAAUAUAUUGAAUAUGUUGCUUUGUGAUCAAUGUGAAGAAGCAUUCCAUGUAUCUUGCUGCAAGCCUAGGCUGAGGAUGUUGCCGAUUGAUGAGUGGUUUUGUCAUUCUUGUUCAAAAAUGAACUGCAAUCCAUCAAAUAAGAAUUCGUUUUCAAAAUCAUGUAUUACUCGGAGUUAUACUGCUUCAAGAUUUGGAUUGGGUCCAAUAGCGCACAUGUUGAAACACAUUGAGCAUUAUACAUCAAAAGUUCGGAUUGGAGAAGAUUUUCAAGCGAAAGUUCCUGACUGGUGUGAUCAAAUUUCCAAUGAUGUCAAUUGCAUUGGUGAACCUUCCGAAAUGGAUCCAGCAGAAACAAUUGACAUACAUGCGAGCUUUUCUAUCAAGUUUCCCAAGCCGAAAUCUAUAAGUAAUUGGCUUCAAUGUUGUGAAGUCUUAUAUGAUGACUCAAGGGAAUGUGUUAAAGGGACUAUAUGUGGAAAGUGGCGCAGGGCUCCAUUUGCCGAAGUCCAAACUGAUGAUUGGGAUUGUUCCUGCGCUGUUCUUUGGGACCCAGCCCAUGCUGACUGUGCUGUUCCUCAGGAACUAGAAACAGAACAGGUUCUACUGCACUUAAAGCAAAUAGAGAAGCUGAACUCUCGCCUUGCUUCUAAAAUGAGAGAACUUCAGUCAUGCCACUAGCAAUUGGUGGGAUCUGAACGCCAUAAACAGUUUGUAACAUCACAGGGAUCGACUUGGGUUUUUCUUUUCUCUCAGGACUAUACUAUACACCCUCUAGCUUUAUAAGUGCCAAAGUUCUUUGUUUUUCCUUAUUACUAUUUUCUCUUUGGAGUAACUGGUUUCUUCCCUACAUCUGGUUUUGAUCUAUAGCUAUCCCACACUUCUUUGUCUCUUGUAAAUGUUCGAGAUAAGGACUUCAGUCAUUGAACUUCGAAAUGAUGAAUUUUGUUGUAAAUAUAUAUGAGUAGUGUUAAUUGGAGUAAGUAAUUCACUCUCUUAUUUUUCAACCCCUCCUCCCUCCCCGGCCCGUUCAUCUCUUAUG
Alnus glutinosa is the source of this 2431-nucleotide messenger RNA. RefSeq lists its product as uncharacterized. The transcript has 11 exons. The record is from RefSeq and is a predicted model, not a curated record. Lineage: Eukaryota; Viridiplantae; Streptophyta; Magnoliopsida; Fagales; Betulaceae. The coding region runs from base 1 to 2070 and encodes 689 amino acids. Gene Ontology annotation, molecular function: zinc ion binding.